AGGCUGAUAAUCAGAAGGCACAGUUGCCGAAGGUUCAAGUUCCCCUCUUCGAUGGCACCAAUGCCUCAGCAUGGGCGGACAAGUUUGAACAAUUGGGCAGUUGCUGCGAAUGGUCUAGUGAGAAGUUGCUUCAAAUGGUGAAGCGAUAUUGUAUGGUCGAGUACAAAGAGGAGGUGUCAGAGUUGGUGCAAGCUUCAUGCGACUGGCCGGACUUCAAGGUCAAAUUAUUGGACAAGUACCAAUUGGGGGAUCAACUGCUCGAUCUGGCGGACUUACGGAAGGUUAGUCGUCGGAAGUUUGGUACGGCUAAGCAAUUUCUUACGGAGUUUGAGCGGGUUGCGCGCUUAGUGUCUGACCUUCCAGAUAAGGAUCGGUGCCUCAUCUUCCUCGAAAAUUUUUCAGAAGUUGAGCAGCGAGAACUGAUGAAGGAUAUGACUGGGCGAUACGACUGGCCAAGGAUAAAGGAAAAUCUGUUGGCCGGAAGUUUCGACCAAAUGCUUUACCGUCUCCUGAAGCAGCAAAAGGAGGACCGUGAGAAGGAAGGGGUAAGCGCGGACAAGGAUCAAGCCGUUUACAAGACCCUAACCGACAUGCGGAACAUGAUGGCGGACAUGAAGGAGGAAAGGCUAAAGCUACAGGUGAUGAUGGUCCAGACAAAAGGUGGAAAAAGGAAGGGCAAAGCACCCGUUGUGGAGGAAGUGAGUGGUAGCAGCAGUGAAGAGGAAGAUGAGGAGGAAGAGGAGCCUUCUCGAAAAUUGACCAAAGCAGAAGGGAAGGCUCUGAACCAGAUACGAGGAGGGCAGGGCACUAGUAAGAAGCAGCGGAAGAAUAAUGGAGGAGGUGGACAAGGAAGUAAUCAGGAACAGGCGGCUCCAACCCCUCCUCAGCAACCCCAACCUCGGGCAGGAGGCCGAGGUCGAGGCCGAGGUCGAGGUAAAGGACAAGGCACUGGGGGAGGCCGAGGAAAUGGGGGCGGCCGAGACAAUUGGCAGAAUUGGUUUUGGAAUCUCAUCGAUCCCAAUGUGGAGGGAGGAAUGAGAAAGGAAGCUUUUCGACGUAUGGGGCGAGAUCUUCCAGCAACUUUUCGACUGCCUUCUCCGGAAGAGGUUGAACAGAUUGAGUUGGAAGCGACGAUGGAGUCAUUGACAAUUGAGGCUGCCAAGGCCGGAAAUGGAGGUUUGAGCAAAGGGCAGGAAAAUAUACUGCAACGAGCUCAGACAGUGAUCGGAAAAAUGAAACGAUGCAGGAAAACUUUUGUUCAAGUAUGUGCGGAUAUGGAUGAAGAGUGGCCCCGGCUUCCCCAAGUUUUUCUGUUAGGAGGAUGGGACAGAGACGGCCAAAGAGGUCUUACUGAUGUUACCGCAUCACAACCUGGAUUGUCGUCGGCGGGGCGUUUGAUGGCCACCACGAUCUUGUCCCGCCCUGCGCUCAAGCGACCUGCCACUGCUGGCCUCCCACAGGCUCGGAGGGCUCGAAGGUCGCCGCGGCCAAGGGCAACGCCAGAAGGAGGGCCAAGCCAGCCUCGGGAAACCGAGACGAUUUCGAUUGAAGAAGACGAUGGCGAGGAGGAUGAAUUGCUGCGAGCCGAAGAUGAGAGGCAGGCCAAACAACGAGCCGUGGAGAGGGAGCCAGAAACGGGCAGGGCUGAUGUUGGGGAAGGAGAGCUGAAAAAGAAAAAGCAAGUCUACACAAUUCCAGUAGAGCAAGGGAUGGGUAUUGAGCAAAUCGUGGAUCGGAUUUUGGAAAGCCAGCGUGAUUUGUUCACGCUCAAGGAGUUCUUGGCCGCUUUUUGGGGGACUUGCGGAUUCUGGCGCAUCUUCAUUCGCAAGUUUGCAGCAAGGGUGAAGCACCUACGAAAGUUGGUGCGUAAAAAUCAAGAAUGGGAAUGGGGUCCAAGACAACAGGCGGCGGUGGACGAUAUCAAGGCUCAGUUCCGAGAAGGAGGAUUGAUCCUGGGGGUCCCGUGCUUUGACAAUGACCCGAAUCGGCCCUUUGUGGUUGAAACGGAUGCAGGCCCCACAGCACUGGGUGGUGUCCUCAUCCAAAAGGAUGGAGAAGGGCGAGAAAGGCUAUUGAGAUUUGAAAGUCGAAUGUUGAAUGAGGCGGAACGGAAAUAUUCCCAAUUUAAAAAGGAAACCCUUGCAGUGCUUCAUUGUUUCAAGAUCUUCCGAAACUAUGUGUUUGGGAGACGGUUCGUCCUGCGGGUGGAUCCAACUGCCCUGGCGCAGUCACUAAGGAAUUACUCUCCCUCGGAUCCAACUAUUGCUCGAUGGUUGAUCUAUAUCUGGAUGUUCGAUUUCGAGAUCAAGCGCAUUGCAGGAGCGAAAAAUCGAGCAGAUGGAUUGAGUCGGAUCGAGUGGGACUCCUCGAAAGAUCAGGCAGAAGACUCGGUUCCUGUGGAUGGGUUCUUGGAGGCGGACGAGCAACAAUUAACAUGGGCGGACAAGUUUGAACAAUUGGGCAGUUGCUGCGAAUGGUCUAGUGAGAAGUUGCUUCAAAUGGUGAAGCGAUAUUGUAUGGUCGAGUACAAAGAGGAGGUGUCAGAGUUGGUGCAAGCUUCAUGCGACUGGCCGGACUUCAAGGUCAAAUUAUUGGACAAGUACCAAUUGGGGGAUCAACUGCUCGAUCUGGCGGACUUACGGAAGGUUAGUCGUCGGAAGUUUGGUACGGCUAAGCAAUUUCUUACGGAGUUUGAGCGGGUUGCGCGCUUAGUGUCUGACCUUCCAGAUAAGGAUCGGUGCCUCAUCUUCCUCGAAAAUUUUUCAGAAGUUGAGCAGCGAGAACUGAUGAAGGAUAUGACUGGGCGAUACGACUGGCCAAGGAUAAAGGAAAAUCUGUUGGCCGGAAGUUUCGACCAAAUGCUUUACCGUCUCCUGAAGCAGCAAAAGGAGGACCGUGAGAAGGAAGGGGUAAGCGCGGACAAGGAUCAAGCCGUUUACAAGACCCUAACCGACAUGCGGAACAUGAUGGCGGACAUGAAGGAGGAAAGGCUAAAGCUACAGGUGAUGAUGGUCCAGACAAAAGGUGGAAAAAGGAAGGGCAAAGCACCCGUUGUGGAGGAAGUGAGUGGUAGCAGCAGUGAAGAGGAAGAUGAGGAGGAAGAGGAGCCUUCUCGAAAAUUGACCAAAGCAGAAGGGAAGGCUCUGAACCAGAUACGAGGAGGGCAGGGCACUAGUAAGAAGCAGCGGAAGAAUAAUGGAGGAGGUGGACAAGGAAGUAAUCAGGAACAGGCGGCUCCAACCCCUCCUCAGCAACCCCAACCUCGGGCAGGAGGCCGAGGUCGAGGCCGAGGUCGAGGUAAAGGACAAGGCACUGGGGGAGGCCGAGGAAAUGGGGGCGGCCGAGACAAUUGGCAGAAUUGGUUUUGGAAUCUCAUCGAUCCCAAUGUGGAGGGAGGAAUGAGAAAGGAAGCUUUUCGACGUAUGGGGCGAGAUCUUCCAGCAACUUUUCGACUGCCUUCUCCGGAAGAGGUUGAACAGAUUGAGUUGGAAGCGACGAUGGAGUCAUUGACAAUUGAGGCUGCCAAGGCCGGAAAUGGAGGUUUGAGCAAAGGGCAGGAAAAUAUACUGCAACGAGCUCAGACAGUGAUCGGAAAAAUGAAACGAUGCAGGAAAACUUUUGUUCAAGUAUGUGCGGAUAUGGAUGAAGAGUGGCCCCGGCUUCCCCAAGUUUUUCUGUUAGGAGGAUGGGACAGAGACGGCCAAAGAGGUCUUACUGAUGUUACCGCAUCACAACCUGGAUUGUCGUCGGCGGGGCGUUUGAUGGCCACCACGAUCUUGUCCCGCCCUGCGCUCAAGCGACCUGCCACUGCUGGCCUCCCACAGGCUCGGAGGGCUCGAAGGUCGCCGCGGCCAAGGGCAACGCCAGAAGGAGGGCCAAGCCAGCCUCGGGAAACCGAGACGAUUUCGAUUGAAGAAGACGAUGGCGAGGAGGAUGAAUUGCUGCGAGCCGAAGAUGAGAGGCAGGCCAAACAACGAGCCGUGGAGAGGGAGCCAGAAACGGGCAGGGCUGAUGUUGGGGAAGGAGAGCUGAAAAAGAAAAAGCAAGUCUACACAAUUCCAGUAGAGCAAGGGAUGGGUAUUGAGCAAAUCGUGGAUCGGAUUUUGGAAAGCCAGCGUGAUUUGUUCACGCUCAAGGAGUUCUUGGCCGCGUCACCCAAAAUCUGAGAGGAGUUCAGACAUCGACUGUCAAGGAAAAAGGUGAUGACGGUUAAGAUGAGUGAUAUCUUUCCUCAAGAGAUUAGUUGGGCUCCUCCUGGGACAAAAAUGGACUGGCACUGUGUAACAACUGGGUUGUUGAAAGUGCAAGUUGGGCCAUGUGAAUAUUGAGCUCUCAUCGAUGAUGGAGUUGAAAUGAACAUUAUACGAGAAA
Chara braunii is the source of this 4371-nucleotide messenger RNA. The record is from the annotation of a GenBank genome assembly. NCBI's taxonomy places the organism in Eukaryota, Viridiplantae, Streptophyta, Charophyceae, Charales, Characeae.